Molecule: messenger RNA, 2982 nt
Organism: Coniosporium apollinis CBS 100218
Lineage: Eukaryota; Fungi; Ascomycota; Dothideomycetes
Exons: 5
Coding region: 1-2982 (993 amino acids)
Biological process (GO): protein import into nucleus
Cellular component (GO): cytoplasm; nuclear membrane
Source: RefSeq, a predicted model, not a curated record
AUGGAAGACCUAGAAGUCCAGGUGCCACAGUCAAUUGCGGAAGCUGAAGACCUCGUCAAGCGCUUGUACCAGCCCGGGCCCCCGUCGCUCACGCAUAGGCUCCAAGAAGAGCUCCAGAAGCUGCAGCAAUCCACUGAGGGAUGGCGGCUUGCAGAUAUCUUACUCGGCAGCGAUGACAACAACGUCCGAUUUUUCGGAGCCCUCACGUUCUACGUUAAGGUAAAUUCAGCCUGGGAGUCGCUGACCGAAGACGACGCCAGCUUUCUGUUGGAUCGCUUAAUUACCUGGUUCAUCACAUCGGUUUCUCGCGACGACCCCGGAUCUGUGGUUCGAAAACUGUGCUCCACUCUAGCACUUCUCUUUCUGCGUUGUGCGGACGCUUGGACAGACUACUGCCUUUCCCAUCUGAUCGGAUGUUUACAUGGGGAAAAGAUAGUCUCCACUGACUCACUCCCACACUCUCCAUCCGCCUCCGAUACUCUGCCACGGCUUAGUCACCAACAACUUCUGGCCGCUCUGUACUUCGCAACGAGUCUCGCGGAGGAGAGGCAGAAACUUCCGCGCAAUCCACAGAAUGACUUCCAACGCUCGCUGGCCGUGGCUCUGUUGCUGACUCCCCUGAAGAUGGUGAUUCACAAGCGAAAGUUCGAGCAGAAAGUUUCGUUUGUUUCAAGGUACGUGAAAAGUCUGCUACAGCUCCGUUAUUUGCUGAUCAGACAGGCUUGGGCUUAUUACGCUCAAAUACGGUACAAUGAUGCUACAUGUAUCGGUGACAUAACCCAAGUAACCCGAGCACUGCUUGAGUGCGUCGCCUGCAACGACACCGCCGGUGAAACCUUGGCCGAACUGCUACAUCAUUGCAUCACGGUCUUUGGCCCACCUGAACUCCACGCCAUCUCGGCCCUCAUAAGAGGCAUAUGGGGCCAACAACGCUUGAAUGACUGCGAAAGCCUGUUCCUCGAUAGAAAGGGCAUAAUCUUCUGCGACGUACUUCAAGGCUACGCCGCCGCACACCAAUUGCAUCUGGUCCAAACCUUGGGCAGCGACACUACGGAUGAAAUAAUGCGAAUGGUUCAUUUCGUCAUACGACGACUGGAUCACUACGAGACCGCAACAGAGACUUACGAUUAUGCGCUCGACUACUGGAACAACUUUGCCGAUCAUGCGGAGCAUUGCACUUUUGAUACAUCUGGUAAUCAUCCAUGGCUGCCAGCGGCACGGAAUCACCUGUUGCAAGCAGCAGGAGAGUGGAUGCCAAAAAUCCGCUAUCCGCCGCAAGAUGAAUUCGACGAAUGGGACGCGGAAACACGGACGUCGUUUGAUGGGCUUCGCAAUGAUUUCGGAGUCUUCCUCCAGAAGCUUCCAGCCACCGUGGGACCGAGGCUUCUACAGGAGAUCGUCGGUCUUACGCUCGCUUCACUACAAGACAGGGCCUGGCUGGACAUCGAAGCGAACCUAUUCUGUCUUGGUACCCUAAGCGCUACUCUUACAGGAGAUUACAUAGGAGAUGUCACUCUUACUCAACUGUUCUCGUCUGAGUUGUUUACGGCGGUGUACACUGCGGGAGUACCACGGAUGACGCGCUUGGCUGCCAUCGAUACGAUCGCAAGGUUUUCCGGGAGCUUCUUAUCCAGGCAUCCUCACCUUUUGCAAGCUGCCGUGAAUUACCUAAGCCCUGGUCUGUCCUACACUGCACUCGUCGAUGAAGCUGCGAGUGCUAUGCACACCCUGUGUAUCUCCUGUCGGGAACCUCUCGUCCUCGCUUUCGAUUAUCUUGUUGAGGUAUGUGCGCGGUUUUCACGCGGGCCAACAGCCACGGAGAGGUCGAAAGCACUGCUCUUAGGCGCCGCUGCCGCUAUCACGCAGGCGCUGCCGACUGACGCGUCGAAGGAUGAAGCGAUCUCGCGGUUGGUUACGUUGAUUGAGAUAGACGUCGCAAAAGCACGCGAGAUGAGCGCAGCAGGCAACCUUAAAGAAUGCCAUAUAGCGAGCACCUCCGUAUUGCAAGGUCUGUAUAGCAUGGCCAGCGCCAGCCGAGCUCCUGAGGAUGCCAUCAUCGGCUUGGUGGAGGACAAGAGCUACUCGAACUACUGGCAUAACGGAGGUGGGAUCGCGCUACAGCGCCGGAUCGGAGAUUGCCUCAAUGUCAUCAUGAGCCUUCUCCCAGAACAAAGCGGCAUCGCUGAAGAAGUGUUCUCUGUCUUGCGCUGCGGGUUUGCUGAGAGAGUUCCGGGACCAUUUGUCCUCCCUUCCGCCUUUACUGUCCAGACAUUCCUGCGGAUUCCGCUCACUCACCCAAGUCUUGCGCAAAUCCUCGCUGUCGUCGGCGAAUUCGUCAGCGCACGAGCGAAGGACUACAACCCGUUCCCCUCCUUCGCGGAGGAGGGUCAUAAGAUCAUCCUGCGAAUUGUAGAGAUCUUCCGACGCCUCGAGGUGCCAGGUUCAGAUCCCGAAGUCGCUCAAAACAGCAUUGAUGUGCUUGACCACCUCGCGGAAUACGAUGCUCGUUUUCUGACCGAGGAAGACCACGAAGAUAUCUGGUUCGUAGUCGACUUCACUAUUGCAGCAAUACGAGGCCCGGCUGUACCGCCGAAGCGGAGCGCCGCCAAGCUCUGGACGACCCUCAUCGGCUUCACACCGCCGCCGCUGCACGCUGAGUCGAUCCAGCGACGGAAGAUCUUUCUUGACAAUGUCGGUGAGGCUCUGUGCGCCGCGCUGGUGUACAACUACGCCGGCAACGCAGCUCGCGACGACCUAGACUGGCUGUCGGAGCCGCUCAAGAAGCUGGUCGGUACGCACCCGAAGACCAACGAGUGGCUCUCCAAGGCGUUGAGGGCUCCUGACUUUCCAGUUCCAGCUGUGGACGAUGUUGCAAAGGAUGGGUUCGUCCAACAUGCGCACAUCAUGAGCAACACAAAGCAGGUCGUUUACCUCUUCUGGAGCAAAUGUAAGGACAAGCAGAUGGUUCAGGUGCCGCAUUGA